This is a messenger RNA of Vespula pensylvanica (western yellowjacket), 1712 nucleotides long. RefSeq lists its product as uncharacterized. Bases 1 to 1347 code for a protein of 448 amino acids. Lineage: Eukaryota; Metazoa; Arthropoda; Insecta; Hymenoptera; Vespidae. The record is from RefSeq and is a predicted model, not a curated record. The transcript has 4 exons.
AUGGCUCUUUGUGUCAAAAGUUUCUUUCUUAUCUACUUAUCGAUCCUUGCUAACGUUUUGACCGAAAAUACAACGAAAUCACCCGAAGAAAAUAAUUCUAAAUCAUUCGAAGAAUCAACAGAAGAUAAUCUACCUCACGAGGAAGAUUUUACGACAGAAGCAACGUUAUUUAUCGCUACGGAAACUCAUGAAAAUUUGCUCUCGACCAUUGUUCUAGAAAGCGAUACUGAAAAUAUUACGGACGAGUUUAAACCGAGCGUUCAUCUCGGAGAGAUCGAGGAACCAAGAACGAAGAAUAAUCCCUUCAACAACGUGCACCACGUCAAUUUUGAAAACAAUCUCGACGUGGGAUCCCAUCAGGAUGAUCUUCGAAACGUUAAGCAAAGGAUUCUUUACGACGUUAAGGAACAUCAAGACGGUCGUAUUCUGUUCGAUGACGAUAAAAGAAAUUUUCAUAUCAGAAAGUAUCAACAAGUUUUACCAAAUCACGAGACGAUCCAGCCGUUACACGUUACCGUCACGCAAAGUUCAAGGUCGCACUUGGAUAAUUUCGGCGAACAGAAAGUUAUAAGCGAUCAUACGUUCCUACAGAAUCUCGAGAAACCGGUAUACGUCGAGGAGCACACAUCGAUGAUAUUUGAAAAACCUAUGAGAUUUCCAAACGAACUUCAAGAACAUUUACCUCUUGGUAAUGGGAACUUCGAUGACAAGAAUACGUUUUAUUUCGUGCCCGAUUACCGUCUAGUGCCGAACCAAAAUAAUUAUUACAGCGUCGAACAACAAGAAGGAAAUUACGGUAACGUUCAGAAAGCAAACAAUAUGAUGGUUUAUCUCGCACAGCAACACGAAUACACUACACUUCGCAAACAACCACAUUAUUACUAUUAUUAUUAUCAACCUGUAGGCUAUCAGGAAAUGGACUUUUUAGGUGAGCCAAAACCCACUAUACUCUAUCCCAAAGAGCACAGAAUUUCACCAUGGAGAAAGAUUAUUCAUUUGAUCGGAUCUUUCUUACCAUGGGGAUUGUUACUGGCAGCUCUUGCUCCUAACGUGAUCAAAAUUCAAAAUACGACGGAUCCAAACAUCGUUCUCUCAAAAUUGAGAGUCGUUGACCUGCCGAUCGAGCAUAAGCAAGCGAGGCUGCUCGAUGAACAGCGAGCGAAUGUUUGCGAGGAAAGAUCGAUAUGCGAAUUGAUAUUGGCAGGUGGUAAACCACGAACGAAUAUAGUGCAAAACGUUCUUUGGAAUUUGGCUAUUAGAUCUAACGAAGACACGGCAAGAAAAAUUGGUCUCCAGGAAAUAUUUGAAGCAGUGAAAAAGAAGAGUUGCGCGACGAUCGGUUGUUAAAUCUCGAACGAAAGAAGGAAGCGAGUAUUGUGGCUGACACAAGCUAUUGUUUCCUCGACUCCCUCUCUCCCUUUUAAUCGCUGAACUCAGAAUAGCUAUUGUCUUUUCAAAAGCUCGCGCAAGAUAAUUAGUUUUGUUUUCAUUCUGACUGCGAAAGUGUGUCCUUCGAAGAGUAAGGAAAGGAAGAAAGGUGAAGAAAAUAAAUAUAAAGAGGGACGAGAAGAUCGUUUGAAGAAGCAUCGGUAUUAUUAUCAUCGGUAUCUCGUUCGAGAAUUCGUCUCGUGUAUGCACUCGUCUCGUCCUCGCAAGUGAAAGUAGUCACUGAGUAUAUAAGUGGGUCAACGCUAGUCCAUUCUGGACCAUCG